AUGUGAAGCCAAGGGGAAGGUUCGAGUGACUCGUCAGUGAAACUCCCUGAGAGGGAGGGAGCAAAGUAACUUAAUCACCUAACUGAGAGUUGUACAGAUACAGUUCAACGCCGGUAUAGAGAGCAGCAGUCAGAGAAACCAGCCUAGGGAACCCUAGGGGUAUAGAGAGAUUUAAGCCAGGAGCACAGGGAGGCAGAGAGAGGAAGAAGCCAGUGGAGAGAAACAGGGGACUUGAUGGGCAGAGACAGUGAUCAAUAAUUUUAAGUUGAGGAGAAACGAAAUUCAAGGGAAAGGGUGGGGUGAGAGGCAGAACAAAUGGAAGGAGAAACAUAAUCAUUGAAGCAGGAGAUAGAGUGAGAAUUGAACUGGGAAACUGCAGAGUGUGAGAGAGAGAGAGAGAGACACUGAGGAGCAAGGAGGAAAGGGCAAAGUGUUUUGUUGAGAGGAACUCAACUAAAGAUAAAGGGAAGGCAGACACAAAAUGCUGGAAUAACUCAGCGGGUCAGGCAGCAUCUCUGGAGAAAAGGACCAGGUGCCGUUUCGGGUUGAGACCCUUCUUCACACAAGGGAUAAGAGUGUUGUUCAGUAAAGGAUAGCUAAGAGAUUUCAACUAUACUUUUCUCGUCAGAGUGACUUCCUCGCUCUCAGCUCGUGUGGCCGCCUGGCCUCUCUGUGACUGCCCCAUGCUGUUCGUCGCCAUGGACCUGCUGGUGUUCCGGGCUCUAUUUGGAACUGUAGCUGACCUCUGCGGGUCUGCCAUCAUCUUCAGUGUGCUCUCAGUAAUCAGCCUCCUCACCUACUUCGAUGUCCUCGAGAGUUUCGGUUUGUGCCGUUGGCUCUUCAAGACGUGUAAACCUGGGAUCAUUGCUGUGACGUCUGAAGUGAGCCUUUACUCUGAUGCAAGGAGCAAGUCUUACCGAGCACUGUCCUUGAUUGUGGAGAAGGUGAUGCUGCUGGAAUCGAACUUGUGCACAUCCGACAGUCAACAAUGUCACCACCCCAUGUACAGGAAGAAAUUAAGGAAUCUGCAUCAAGAGAUCAACCAGGUAGAUGACAGCUUGUGGAGACUUGCGGGCCAGUGUGGUGCAGCAGAGAGAGACCAGGGGACUGGCCAAACCUGCGCAUUCAACAAAGGCACCGAGAGGCUUCCCCAACCUACAGGGGGUGACAAUCAGCAGAAGAGCAUGAGGUUGGACAACAUAGUCACAUCCAGAGACAGGCAGAGGAUUCAACUCCUGCACAGCAAGCUUCAUAACAUGAAAACAUACACCGAGGACAGGUUAAAGUUAUUGACCAGCUUUGCAAACUGCCUUGAAUCGUACCAGCUCUGUUACUGCCCACUCCGCGCCUGGGUAAUGCAGACCCACAGGUUCCAGGAAUGGAUUCACACCGUACAAUGUGAGAGCGAGCUGCUGAUCAUCAGGAACCUCGGGCACCAGAAGAGCGUAGUGGAGGAAAUUGAAGAGAAAGCCCUCGAGCUGGGGAAAUGUUGGAGGGCGAUGAGUGAAUGUGUCUGUGCCUUUGAGCAAAUCAAGCUCCAGGCUGCUCCGUUUAAACAGAGCAUGACUCAGCACCAGCCUGCCUCUGCGGUGAAACCGGAGCUGACCUCCACCCUGCAAGGAGAGAUGACCAGCCUGAGGCAGCAGUUUCUGACGCUGGUGAGAAUAACAAAGUGCCACGUGACCCACCUGCGGGGCCUGCUGUACACGAGGGUGUGAUGGAGCUGGAGUGCCAGAUACAGGGAGAGGCCGCUCUGUGGCAGGGCACUGCGCCACACUGCAACCCCCACACUCUCAAACGAACCAGCAUUCAAUUUGUUUUGCAAAGUGCACUGAAUAUUCCUGUCCUCCAGUCAGCACUGGUUGAACUGCACUAAUAGAUUUAACUGCACACGUUUCAGCAAAUGAUGCCCCACUUACAGGAACAGAGAGAAAGUCUUUCCAAAUAGUCUGCAGUCAGGCAGCACCUGGGGAGCUUCACGUUUGAGGACAACCCUUGCCAGCAAUGGAAGAAAGGUUGAUUGAACAAUACAGCAUGGAAACAGGCCCCUCGGCCCAUCGAGCCCAUGCAGACCUUCGAUCACUCGUCCACUCCCUACACACUAGGGGCAAUUUACAGAGGGCCAAUUAACCU
Messenger RNA from Amblyraja radiata (thorny skate), 2133 nucleotides. RefSeq lists its product as uncharacterized. The transcript is spliced from 8 exons. Lineage: Eukaryota; Metazoa; Chordata; Chondrichthyes; Rajiformes; Rajidae. The coding region runs from base 684 to 1718 and encodes 344 amino acids. The record is from RefSeq and is a predicted model, not a curated record.